Fonsecaea erecta is the source of this 537-nucleotide messenger RNA. RefSeq lists its product as hypothetical. NCBI's taxonomy places the organism in Eukaryota, Fungi, Ascomycota, Eurotiomycetes, Chaetothyriales, Herpotrichiellaceae. The record is from RefSeq and is a predicted model, not a curated record. The transcript has a single exon. Bases 1 to 537 code for a protein of 178 amino acids.
AUGGAUCCCUGGGCACCGGGGAUACGAAGACCAGCAAUUCCUUUGGUAGACGGCGAGAUCAGGUAUCUGGGGUAUCGAGAAACCAGACCUGAAGGAGAGAGAAUUCGGGAGGGCUCUUGGAGCCUCGGCGAGAUCAACGAGAUAUUGGACGGCGUGUAUGUUCGAGACCAGCAGGAGCUUGAAGACCGACGGGCGAUCGAGGAACGCCGGACAGACGAGUAUAGAAGGAGAUGGCUCACGCUCCAUGAACAGUCCAUUAGCAUACCAGACCGACUGGCCCAGCACAUGGAGGACUAUCAGAACACGAUGCAAAUGCCCAUCACCAGCGAUAGACUCACCAGCCUGCGAGCGGAGGCCGAGUCGUAUGCUGAAAAGCGGAGACAACGAGAGGAAGAGCAGUACAAACGAGACCGACAGAGGGAGAGGGAGCUUCGUGAUGCCGAACUUGGACGGAGGGCGCGCGAAGACUUGGAAGAGUAUGGGUUCGUCCCCGUCACGCGGCGACGGGGGGGGCGGGGGGGACGGGGGCGACGGUGA